This is a messenger RNA of Dimorphilus gyrociliatus, 555 nucleotides long. Lineage: Eukaryota; Metazoa; Annelida; Polychaeta; Dinophilidae. The record is from the annotation of a GenBank genome assembly.
GUCGUUUGCGCCUCGAGUAUCAUUUGCAUCAAGUUAAGGCGCCUAAAUAUAAAAAGUACGAUGUAAAAGAGUCUAGCGCAAGCUUCGCGCUGGCUGAAUUUAAGGGAAUGUACAAAUUUGCUUAUUUUAUGUUCCUGGCGUACAUUUCGAAUGUAUUAAUGGGAGCACCGAGGCCGGAAUUUUCGAACUUGGAUCUUACAGUUGUUGUUCCUAAUGAUAAAAUCGCUCUUCAUUUUUUAAACAGAAAUUAUAAUAGGAAAAUGAAAAGACCAAGUAUACUCGGUUUUGAUAACUACGAUUUCGUAGGAAGUACGUUGGAUCGUCCAAGGAAUGGAGGAAGUUCAUCUCCAAAAAUUCCAAAGAACGAUCAGUAUGUUAAAGAAAUAGCCGAAGCACUUGGAUUGGAUAUCGGAAUGAAAGAGAAUUAUACUAUGGACAAAUUUCUCCGGCAAUUUAAACAUAUGUUAAAAAAAGCUGGAUAAUUUUUCCAAGAAUUAUUGAAAUUCAAAAAAUUCAAAAAUAAUAAAAGAUAAAAAAUAAUAACAAUAAAACAAA